Messenger RNA from Penaeus monodon (black tiger shrimp), 787 nucleotides. RefSeq lists its product as uncharacterized. NCBI's taxonomy places the organism in Eukaryota, Metazoa, Arthropoda, Malacostraca, Decapoda, Penaeidae. The record is from RefSeq and is a predicted model, not a curated record.
UGAACAAGAGCAGAAAAAAACACCACAGAUCAAACCCACUUGCACUGACUGACCUAAUAAGAGGUCGAUAUCGAGUACUAUAAAAAACGUGAGCAUGUCGAUUUCACAAUACCUUUCCCCUCAUGUGCUUAAUAGAAAAAUAACCCAAGGACAACGAUAGCCAAAAAUACCAUUACAAAUAUACUAUUUGGCAAGGAUGCUUGCGUUAUAUAAACCCACGUUAGUCUGGAAGUUGCACACACGUCAUCAUGUACCGUCUGAAGACCUUGCUCCUGGUGGCUGCAGUAGCUGUGACUGUCGGUGCCCAGUGCCCCGCCACGUUCUUCGAGGCCGGGGGAGGCUGCUUCCACGCCAUAGACACCGGCGAGACGGACAUCACGUGGGAAGACGCUCGGGAGAUGUGCAUCGGAUUGAGCGACAGCGAGUGGAACGUGGACCUGGCUUCCCUGGACUCCACGGCGCAGCUCGAGGCCUUCGCGGAGGCGUGGGCUACAGCGGGGGCGGACUACAGGCCCUACGGCUACAUGUGGGUGGGCUUCACGCGUGAGACCGGCGAGUGGGCCAACCUGGACGGGGUGCCAAUAUCCCUCUACUCCAACAUGUGGCGGGAAGGUCACCCGCACGACAUGAACAUGUACGUCUACAUCGAGGACGUGACCAUGACCUCCGGCAGUGAGUCACGAGGACGUUUCUACGCUUCGUGCACGAUGCAUGACGCUCUUCAGAGGGCACUGUGCAGGGCUUACCCGGCCUAAUUAGGACCUGAAUAAAUACACUGUGUAAAUCA